Messenger RNA from Dacryopinax primogenitus, 1344 nucleotides. RefSeq names its product 26S proteasome subunit P45. The transcript is spliced from 4 exons. Gene Ontology annotation, molecular function: ATP hydrolysis activity; ATP binding; proteasome-activating activity. Gene Ontology annotation, cellular component: proteasome regulatory particle, base subcomplex. Lineage: Eukaryota; Fungi; Basidiomycota; Dacrymycetes; Dacrymycetales; Dacrymycetaceae. The record is from RefSeq and is a predicted model, not a curated record. The coding region runs from base 1 to 1344 and encodes 447 amino acids. Gene Ontology annotation, biological process: proteasome-mediated ubiquitin-dependent protein catabolic process.
AUGGGUAAUGCUGCAUCUGGACUCAACCCAGCUGGUGGGAACAAGGAUGGUCAGAAUAAGGACGCGAAGGACAAGAAACCUCAGCCAAAGAAAUGGGAACCUCCGUUGCCCACUCGCGUUGGCAAGAAGAAGAAGCGCGGUCCCGAUGCAGCCACCAAGCUGCCUGCUGUCUACCCCACUACACGCUGUCGCUUGAAACUACUCAAGAUGGAGCGAAUCAAGGACUACCUGUUGCUGGAGGAAGAAUUUGUGCAGAGCCAGGAGAGAAUGAAGCCGAGCGUGAUGGAGGACAAGAAUGAGGAGGAGCGGACCCGAGUUGAUGACUUGCGUGGUUCUCCUAUGGGCGUUGGCUCGCUUGAGGAAAUCAUCGAUGACGACCAUGCCAUCAUCAGCACAGCGAGUGGCCCCGAAUACUACGUCUCAAUUAUGAGUUUCGUGGACAAGGAUUUGUUGGAGCCCGGUUGCUCCGUUUUGCUCCACCACAAGACAAGUGCGGUCAUUGGUGUACUCCAGGACGACACUGAUCCGAUGGUCAACGUGAUGAAACUGGACAAGGCACCGACAGAGAGUUAUGCGGAUGUUGGAGGGUUGGAUAACCAGAUUCAAGAGAUCAAGGAAUCCGUUGAAUUACCACUGACCCACCCCGAACUAUACGAAGAGAUGGGUAUCAAGCCGCCAAAAGGUGUCAUCUUGUACGGCGUCCCGGGCACCGGCAAGACCCUUCUAGCGAAAGCUGUUGCCAAUCAAACUUCUGCCACCUUCCUGCGUGUCGUCGGUUCCGAACUCAUCCAAAAGUACCUUGGUGAUGGGCCUAAGCUCGUCCGCGAACUCUUCCGCGUCGCCGAAGAACACGCGCCAUCUAUCGUAUUCAUCGACGAAAUCGACGCUAUUGGUACCAAGCGAUACGAUAGUACUUCCGGGGGCGAGCGCGAGAUCCAGCGUACGAUGUUAGAACUGCUUAACCAACUCGACGGCUUCGACACCCGUGGAGACGUCAAAGUCAUCAUGGCGACGAACAAGAUCGAGUCGCUUGAUCCUGCGCUCAUUCGUCCUGGUCGGAUAGACCGAAAGAUCGAGUUCCCCUUGCCUGACCUCAAGACCAAGCUGCGUAUCUUCAAGCUGCAUACAAGCCGCAUGAGCCUCUCGGACGACGUGGAUCUCGAAGAGUUCGUAACAGCGAAGGAUGAGAUGAGCGGUGCCGAUAUCAAGGCCGUCUGCACAGAAGCUGGUCUGUUGGCGUUGCGGGAGCGGAGAAUGCGGGUGACAAAACAGGACUUCACAACUGCGCGGGAGAAGGUGCUAUAUCGGAAAAAUGAAGGCACCCCAGAGGGUCUCUAUCUGUGA